Messenger RNA from Sycon ciliatum, 1239 nucleotides. RefSeq lists its product as uncharacterized. Lineage: Eukaryota; Metazoa; Porifera; Calcarea; Leucosolenida; Sycettidae. The record is from RefSeq and is a predicted model, not a curated record. The coding region runs from base 154 to 567 and encodes 137 amino acids. The transcript has 3 exons.
AGUCGAUCGAGUCAGCAGCUUCGAACAUUUCUGAAAAAUAAUUGGCAAAGUGAAAUUGAUCAUUCAUCGCUUGCACUGGUCAACUCAGAUGGAGUGAUUCUAUGCCCGCUUUGUGAGGUGAAUAUUCAAGUAGUUGAGUGUUUUCCUAAAAGUAUGGCCGAGGCAGCUUCCUCCAAGCCGAAGGAGGAUCAAUCCGUUCGCAAAGCGGAGGAAGAUCUUCUCGUGGUGCGCAAGAUGAAGAAAUUGGCCACCAAUUUGUGCGAGCCUGUGAUCAACAAUUACCAAGUGUGUCUCGUGAAGGAGGGAUUCCUCAAAACGCAACUACGCCUGGCGUGCACCAAAGAGAAGAAGUACAUGGUCCGCUGCAUCGACAAAAUCGCCCAGGACGAGGAGAUCUUUGAGGAUUGCCGUCGUGUUUACGUGCAGGCCCGAUCGCAUCACAACGAUGCGCGCAGUGAAUGGAAGGACGACAAGCGAUCCAAUGAGCUUGUUGACGCUUAUCGGCGUGACCAAGCCAAGGUUGCCAAGGACCAAGAAAGCCUACUGAAGGACAUUCCCGGCAGCUAAGCAGCUUAGCUCUCUGUAGCUUAUGAACUUCUCUAUGACUCUGGUGUGCGGUCUGGUAUGAGCGAAGCUCUGACUUGGCCAAUGCCCGUGCUCUUUGGCCGCUGCCAGAUCGCCAGAAUGAGAGAGAGAGACCAUUUCAGCAUCCUCUGCUGGCAGGGGGCCUUGGCGUGGCCGUACAUGGUCCGCGCAGCUGCUGUUUAAUAGGGGGCAUGCACUGUGCGAUGCACGCCGGUGGCGCCCUGGUGUUUGUGCUGCCGACAGCAGCCCGGCUGGCUAGCUGUCACUGUGGCGGUGCAAAACACUAUGUGCUCGUCUGCUGUACCACAGCGGGGCAUUUUCUUUAAAGGCUGCUGGGACGGCUUGUUGGCUGAUUGAUGCUCGCUGAUUCCGUUUGUCGAUUUCAUUUCGUUGUUUUGUCAUUGUUUGCACCGUGCGCAUGCGUGCACAGUGCCAGGUUGAGAUACCGCACUCGCUGUGACCAGUCACUCGUCAUCAUUAUCAUUGGAUGUGCGCCGCCGCACAGCUCUGAUUUACAAUGUACUUGGAAGUACUCUCAUCAUGUGCUUGCUGUACAGUGCGGAUUGUCUGGCUGCUCUGUCGCACGGUAGCCCGUGUGCCUGCGCCGGGCAAGCCAACUUUUAGAUGCAGAUUAAUUUGAUUGCUUGUUGUUGA